This is a messenger RNA of Bubalus bubalis (water buffalo), 3356 nucleotides long. RefSeq names its product carbonic anhydrase 9 (gene CA9). NCBI's taxonomy places the organism in Eukaryota, Metazoa, Chordata, Mammalia, Artiodactyla, Bovidae. Bases 1696 to 3300 code for a protein of 534 amino acids. The record is from RefSeq and is a predicted model, not a curated record. Gene Ontology annotation, molecular function: zinc ion binding; carbonate dehydratase activity. The transcript has 10 exons. Gene Ontology annotation, cellular component: plasma membrane.
AUGGUUUUCUCCAGACAUAUGCUCAGGUGUGGGACUGCUGGAUCAUAUGAUAGUUCUAUUUAGUUUUUUAAGGAAGCUCUAUACUGUUCUCCAUAGUGGUUGUAUGAGCUGAGUCUUGAAUAAUAAAAGGGAUUUACACAGAGGAGAUAGUAAAACUAUAUAACACGGUAAUGGGUAUAUAAGUACUGAUCCAGAGUGGAAACUGGAUGGGACACUCAAGUGGUGUCCAGAGCCUGUGCUGUGCCAAGCAUUACUUCUUUAGAUAAGAGGUCAUAAGGCUAGGAGGGUCCCCAGAGGGGAGUGGGGUAGCAGGAGCACCCUGGAGUUAGAGGCUAGUUACAAACCAGAUUAUAAAUGUUCAACAUAUUUAAUUAGCCUAUACAACCGUGAUGGUACAUACCUACUAAAUAUGAGCCCCAGAGAAGAAUCUCCUGAAAUGGCCUUACUGUCUUCUGAUUUGUCAAAGCCACUGGGGCCUUCCUAGAAUGUGAGCUGCAGAACAGCAGAGGCUGUUCUCCAGGUGAGUGCUGCAUCCCUAAGGCCUAGAACCGUGCCUGGAGGACUGGAGGGGGCUCACCAAAUGUUAAGUGAAUAGGCAGACUGGGAACCCCCAGCCCAUUCUUGGGGUCCUCUCACUCUUCACCUCUUCACACCCAUUUUCCCCCUCCAAUCCAUGCUCCACACUACCCCACAACAUAACCUAGUGUGAGAUAUGGAUUCUGUCACUCUCCUGCUCAAAGUAUUUGAUAUCUCUCUUUUGCCCAGGAUCCCAUUUCCCCCACUUUUUUUUUUUUUUAAAAACCAAUUGAACUGCUACUUUUUUAAACCCUGAUCAGAUUUUGCCAACUUCUGUGUUACUUUCUGAGGAAGAAUUCAUCUCUCUCCUCCAAAUAUUAUGAUAGUUUUGCCCUCACUCACCAGACAGUGAGCUCCUCAGGACAGGGACUGUGUCUUGUUUCCAUACCUCUAGCCUGACAUAUGCUAUGCUAUGCUAUGCUAAGUCACUUCAGUCGUGUCCGACUCUUAGCGACCCCAUGGACUGCAGCCUACCAGGCUCCUUCAUCCAUGGGAUUUUCCAGGCAAGAGUACUGGAGUGGGGUGCCAUUGCCUUCUCCGGCCUGACAUAUGGUAAAUGCUAAAUAAAAAGAAGAGCGAAAGGCAUUCCCAGCAGCGAGAAAGAGAUGAACAAAAGUGGUCAAGGUUUGGAUAAAAAAUGGAUAGUUUAAUUUGGCUAGAAUAUGAAGGAAAGUAGUAGGAGAUAAAAUGGAAAAGUCUCUUGGGUAAGAUUUUGAAGGGACCUGAUGGAAGAUACUUUGCAGAGUGUGGGAAGCCAAUGAAGGUUUUUGAGCAGAGGUGUAAUACGAUGAAUAUUACAUUCAAUUUUAACCCAUCAGAGACUCAUGAAUAUAUGCAGCUGUCCAUUCAUAUUCAAAUUCACAUCCCACCUAUCCAUCCAUCCACUCUCCCACCCCCAGACUCCCCCAGGAGCUUUCCCUACCCCUUUACCUGCUCCCUAGCCCAGCCAGGGAUGUAUAUAUGGGCAGCUUCCCCUCUCAGCCAGAGGAUGUGGGGGCCCCAGCUGCCUGGGGCUGGGAAGCAAGCCAGGGUUAGCUGAAGCUGGCUGACUAGCAGUCGGGCGGUGCCAGGGAGAACCUGUAUAGUGCCAGGUGGUGCCUUGGGUUCCAGGCUGAGCCCAUGACCCCGAUAACCUUCUGGCUGGGCACAUACCUGCCCCUCACUCCACCCCAUUCCCAUCUUGCUAUCAGGGAGGGGGCACAGGGCCAGUUAGACCCACAGGACUUUGGCUCCAUCUCCAAAAGGCCCUUCUGUGAGUCAGCUUGCUCCCCUCCAGGCUUGCUCCUCCCCCACCCACCUCCUGUUUCCUAUGCACGUACAGCCCGUACACACCGUGUCCCAGGACACCCCACAGUCAGCCGCAUGGCUCCCCUGUGCCCCAGCCCCCGGCUCCCUCUGUGGAUUCCGGCCCCUGCCCCAGGCCCAGCUGUGCAAUUGCUGCUGUUACUGCUCCUUCUGGUGCCUGCCCAUCCCCAGAAGCUGCUCUGGAUGCAGGGUGCUCCCACCACGGGAGGAGAUUCAUCUGGAGAAGAUGAUCCACAUGGUGAGGAGGACCUGCCCAGUGAAGAGGAUAUACCUGAAGAGGAGGACUCACCUGAAGAAGAGGACCUACCUGGAUUGAAGACAGACCCAGGAGAAGAGAAUUCUCUGAAGUUAGAGGAUCUACCAACUGUUGAGGCACCCAGGGACACUGAAGGCCCCCAGAAUAACGCCCACAGAGAUGAAAAAGGGGAUGGCCACAGUCAUUGGCGCUAUGGAGGCGCUCCGCCAUGGCCCCAGGUGUCCCCAGCCUGCGCUGGCCGCUUUCAAUCCCCGGUAGACAUCCGCCCGGAGCUCACUGCGUUUUGUCCAGCCCUGCGACCCCUGGAAUUCCUUGGCUUUGAGCUCCCGCCACAACCAAAACUGCGCCUGUGCAACAACGGCCACACCGUGCAGCUGAGUCUGCCUUCCGGGCUGAAGAUGGCCUUGGGUCCCGGGCAGGAGUACCGGGCCCUGCAGUUACAUUUACACUGGGGGGCCGCGGGUCGCCCGGGCUCGGAACACACGGUUGAUGGUCACCGUUUUCCUGCCGAGAUUCACGUGGUUCACCUCAGCACUGCAUUUGAGGAAUUUGACGAGGCUUUGGGGCGCCCAGGGGGCUUGGCCGUCUUGGCCGCCUUUCUGCAGGAAGGCCCAGAAGAAAACAGUGCCUAUGAACAGUUGCUGUCACGUUUGGGAGAAAUCACCGAGAAAGACUCUGAGACUUGGGUCCCAGGACUCGAUGUAUCUGCACUGCUGCCCUCUGACCUCAGCCGCUACUUCCGAUAUGAGGGGUCUCUCACCACACCCCCCUGUGCCCAGGGGGUCAUCUGGACUGUGUUCAACCAGACAGUAAAGCUGAGUGCUAAGCAGCUCCACACCCUCUCUGACUCCCUGUGGGGACCUGAUGACUCUCGGCUGCAGCUGAACUUCCGAGCUACGCAGCCUUUGAAUGGGCGAAUAAUUGAGGCCUCCUUCCCCGCUGGCGUGGAUGGCAGCCCUAGGACUGUUGAACCAGUCCACCUGAAUUCCUGUCUCGCUGCUGACAUACAAGUGAGACCAAAGGGAGUGUUAGCUACCACCCAGCAGAGGUCACCGAGACUGUUGCCUAGAGGCCUGCCACUUGGAGAAUACGCAGAGAAGCUGGUCAGAGGAAUCCGAGGGGCAGCUGAAGACUGUCCUGUUCAUUACACCACUUCCUUUUAAACCUCCAAAGAUAUUUUUAAAAAUGAAUAUUUCUAAUAAAACCUGUGGAAAGCAAA